AUGUCUCAUCUGUGGGUGGGCUCCUGGCUCCACGAGGUGUUGGAACCUGCGGCAGAGCAGUCUCGCCCAGCCAGGUGCUUGCUGCAGUCCACAAUCCCUGUUUUCCAGUCACCACCACCCACUGCUGUGAAGGCAGAAGGUACUGCAGAGACUCAGAGCCUGGUUUUUCACAUCCUGCCGCUAUACGGUGUGCUGCAGCCGAGUCAGAGCCAGCGGGUCGCGUUCACCUUCUUUGGCCGUGCAAACAUUGUCGCCCACAUCAUGGCACUGUGCAGGGUGGAGGGAGGCCCAACCUACGAGGUUGCACUGAGCGGGGAGGCUUCACUUAUCAACUACCUCCUGGACAUCACAGAGAUUGACUAUGGGCUGCAGCUGUUUAACAAGGUUGCAGAAGCAGAGGUCACCCUGCGGAACAAUGGGAAGAUGGGAUUCACCUACACAGUGUUAAACCCCAGCAUGGCCACUGCAGACUGCCCACAGCCCCGUGAGCCCCUGGUCGUCCCCAGCACGGGUUACCUUGAACCUGGCAAGGAGCAAGUGCUGAAGGUCUACUACCUGCCAGGAGUGCCAGGAGUCUUCUUCAGGACUUUCCAGGUCCAAGUGGGUCACCUGGAACCAGUAGAGAUCUCCCUGAAAGGAGAGGGGAACUUUCCCAGGUUCUCCUUGGACCUCCCCAGGAAUAUCAAAGGAAAUGAAAAAUAUGAGAAGGUCCUCAAGGAGGCAAAAGAGAAGAUGGAACAAGACAACCAGAGAGACCAAGCAGUUGUUCUGGGGGAGGCUGUGGCUGCGGAGCCACUAACAGACAGCUCAGACAUCAUGUUGGAGCCUUGGCUACAGAUGCAGAUGGAGGACUUGCUACUAGAGGAACAUGCCCUGGAGCAGCAGAAAGCUCUGGCCUCCAAUGCCCCAGAGGACAGUGCCUUUGGCCAGCAUGCUUACCGGAGGCUUCUUGAGGUAGUGUUCCCUCAAAAGAGCAAGGUGGAUGAUGACAUUGUCUUCAAGCAGUAUGUCAUGGACACAGAUGUAUUCCACUUUGGAGAACCUUCAUGUGGUCAUGCCUCUCGGUACUGUCAGGGAGAAGACAUCACCUGUUCAGAGUUUGUGCAAAUUCUGGACACUUGGGGGUGA
This is a messenger RNA of Cuculus canorus (common cuckoo), 1128 nucleotides long. Its product is annotated as hydrocephalus-inducing protein-like. The record is from RefSeq and is a predicted model, not a curated record. Gene Ontology annotation, cellular component: axoneme. Lineage: Eukaryota; Metazoa; Chordata; Aves; Cuculiformes; Cuculidae. The coding region runs from base 1 to 1128 and encodes 375 amino acids. Gene Ontology annotation, biological process: axonemal central apparatus assembly; cilium movement. The transcript has 7 exons.